Molecule: messenger RNA, 288 nt
Organism: Leptosia nina
Lineage: Eukaryota; Metazoa; Arthropoda; Insecta; Lepidoptera; Pieridae
Source: the annotation of a GenBank genome assembly
AUGUACUUGCCUGCUAACCCGGUCUUGUUGGCUUCGGACGGCGAAGACGGAGUCCGCGCCAGUCCGGACGCUAGGAGCGCCUCAAACCACGGGUGGUGGGGCGUGAAGACGGAGAGCGACGACGCCGACUCGAGGUGUUCAUACUCCAGUGCUAGCACGCCACCUCCUGAAACGGAAGAAUCCCGCCCUCAAGUCGUGGCGGCGCGAGGCGACAGCAUAAUUGCGGUAGCGAACCCGGCCUUGCAGCCGCUGCCGCCACCCCACCCGGCCAGAAACCACUCCAACUGA